This is a messenger RNA of Saitoella complicata NRRL Y-17804, 1033 nucleotides long. RefSeq names its product alpha/beta-hydrolase. NCBI's taxonomy places the organism in Eukaryota, Fungi, Ascomycota, Saitoellomycetes, Saitoellales, Saitoellaceae. Gene Ontology annotation, biological process: proteolysis. Gene Ontology annotation, cellular component: membrane. The transcript has a single exon. The record is from RefSeq and is a predicted model, not a curated record. The coding region runs from base 95 to 1000 and encodes 301 amino acids. Gene Ontology annotation, molecular function: peptidase activity; lipase activity.
CCAGCAUACACCCCAAACGACCAAGAACAAACAGCAUACACUCACCCUGGCCAUCACCAGACAAGCAUUAACGAUAGUCAAAGGUAUACGAACGAUGUCCUACACAGUCUCCACCUCAACAACCUACCUAACACCCCCAACCUCCCCCUCCCACCGCCUCUACUCAAAAACCUGGACACCCACCCCAGCUCCCCUGGCUCGUGUGCUCUUCGUCCACGGUUUCGCCGAACAUAUCGAGCGCUAUGACCAUGUUUUCCAAUUAUUAGCCUCUAAGGGAGUCGAGGUGGUUGCAUGGGACUCGAGAGGUUUUGGGCGGAGUGCGACGGAGAAGAAGGAAUGGGGUGUGACAGGGGGAAGUGAAGUCCAGAUGGGGGAUAUACAAUGGAUGGUACACACCCAUCGCCCGGAUUUCCUAUGGGGACACUCGAUGGGCGGAGCCUUAGCCCUCGCAUACGCAAUCCAACACGGCGAAGACCCACACUGUCCGCUGAAGGGCGUUAUCUCGAGCUCGCCUUUGUUACGACAAGCACCCUCCGCACGACCAUGGGGAAUAACACUUGCUCUCGGUUCACUCGCGGCUAAACUCCGUCCAAACCACCAAAUGAAAACGAACCUCCCUCCACGCCACAUGACCUCCGACCCGACCAAACAGCGCGAAAUACAAGCCGACCCUUUGAUGCGCGACACCGGUACCCUCCACGGUAUCAGCACCAUGCUCCACUUCGGUCCCUCCACUCUCUCGCGUGCACACGAGCUACGCAUCCCUCUGCUCGUGUACCAUGGCGAUGGGGAUUUAGUUACGGAUUAUGAGGCGAGUAGGGAGUUUGUGGAGGGCGCGACGGGUGUGAGAGGCGGCGAUAAGAGUUUUGUGGGCGUGCCGGGGGGUGCGCAUGAGGUGCUCAACGAGGAGGGGUGGGAAGGGGUUGUGGAGAUGCUUGGAGGGUGGGUUUUGGAGAGGGUUGGGAAUGAUAAGAUGGGAGAUGGGAGUCCGAAGUUGUAGGAUAAAGAGUUGGCAUGAUAUGAAAGGUGUGCG